Spea bombifrons (plains spadefoot toad) is the source of this 2456-nucleotide messenger RNA. RefSeq names its product Ran GTPase activating protein 1 (gene RANGAP1). The transcript is spliced from 16 exons. Gene Ontology annotation, biological process: signal transduction; nucleocytoplasmic transport; activation of GTPase activity. Lineage: Eukaryota; Metazoa; Chordata; Amphibia; Anura; Pelobatidae. Gene Ontology annotation, cellular component: cytosol; nucleus; perinuclear region of cytoplasm. Gene Ontology annotation, molecular function: small GTPase binding; GTPase activator activity. The coding region runs from base 486 to 2219 and encodes 577 amino acids. The record is from RefSeq and is a predicted model, not a curated record.
AUUUACAUUGUAUGGCCAAAUAUACUACACAUUGUGUAAUGAAGUUGUGUAAAUCAGUAACAGGUGACGUGCUGUAAUGAUAUCGUUCGAUAUUUAUCCUUAUUCCAGGAAGGUAUUUAAUAAUCAUAUAAUCUGUAUCAUAACUUCCCUCUCUUUCGCUACGAAGUCAAAAUGGCGAAACGCCAUUUAAAUAAAAUGUUCGCUACUACUGAGCCGAGCUUGCCUCUUUUCCCGCUAAGCAUUAAGGGGGUUGUAGUCCAUUAUUCGGAGGCUAUGGCACAAAGAUGCUUUCGCUAUCUUGCUCGUUGAACUACAAGUCCCAGAAGGCAGUGCAUGGCGCGCUUGUUCGAUGUAAUCUGCCGGUUCAAAAAAAAAAAAAAAAAGAUCGGUUCGCCAUCAGCAGCGUGUUCGGUGACAGGCCUGGGGAUUACCGAAGGUGUAUCAUAAUUAAUACAGCCUCCAUAAUCACAGAGUAACCAGCAGCGAUGGCAUCUGAAGACAUCUCUCAGCUUGCCGAUUCCCUGGCAAAGACACAGGUGGGAGGAGGAGAGCUGAGCUUUAAAGGAAAGACUCUGAAACUAAACACAGCUGAAGAUGCAGAGGAGGUGAUCAGAGAGAUCGAUGCGUUCGAAGGGCUGGAGGCUUUGCGACUGGAAGGAAACACUUUUGGUGUGGAGGCGGCAAAAGCGAUAGCCAAGGCUCUUGAAAAGAAACCAGAUCUAAAGCGUUGUCAUUGGAGCGACAUGUUUACAGGGAGGCUGAGAUCUGAAAUCCCACCAGCUCUGAUUUCUUUGGGUGACGCGUUGAUAACUGCUGGAGCGCAGCUAACAGAGCUGGACCUUAGUGAUAAUGCAUUUGGACCGGAUGGAGUACGGGGCUUUGAAGCACUUCUCAAGAGUCCUGCCUGCUUUACUUUGCAGCAUCUUAAACUGAAUAACUGUGGCAUGGGCAUUGGUGGAGGAAAGAUCCUUGCUGCUGCUUUAACAGAGUGCCAUAAAAAGUCAAGUGUUACUGGAAAGCCUUUGAGUCUGAAAGUGUUUGUGGCAGGUAGAAACCGCUUGGAGAAUGAUGGGGCCACUGCAUUAGCAGACGCUUUUCGGUUGAUUGGUACCUUGGAGGAAGUACACAUGCCCCAGAAUGGCAUUAACCACCCUGGAAUCACAGCAUUGGCAGAAUCCUUUAAGGCCAACCCUCUACUGAAGGUCAUCAACCUUAAUGACAACACAUUCACAGACAAAGGAGGAAUUGCAAUGGCAGAGGCUCUGAAGACGCUUCGCCAGGUGGAACAAAUUAAUUUUGGGGAUUGUUUGGUGCGUUCCAAAGGAGCAUAUGCUAUUGCUGGUGCUUUGAAAGAAGGAUUACACAAAUUGAAGGAACUUAAUCUCUCCUUCUGUGAGAUUAAAAGAGAUGCGGCUUUGACAUUGGCAGAGUCUGUGGAACAUAAAUCUGAACUGGAGAAACUGGACUUGAAUGGAAAUUGCCUUGGUGAAGAGGGUUGUGAGCACAUGCAAGAAAUUUUGGAUAGUUUUAAUAUGGGCACAGUCCUGGGAUCGUUAAGUGAUGAUGAAGGUGAUGAUGAUGAAGAGGAGGAGGAUGAAGAAGAUGAUGACGAUGAUGAGGAGGAGGAAGAAGAAGAUGAUGAUGAUGAUGAGGAGGAGGAGGAAGGCAGAGAUGAAGAUGACCAAAAAGAAGAGUUGUCCAAGAAAAUUACAACAAAUGAGUCGGCACCUGUUUCACCUCCCCGCGCUCCGGUUGAUGCGUCCGCUUUCCUUGGCUUCCCGUCUCCAGAAAAACUUUUGCAGAUGGGUCCUAAACGUUCCCUCAUAGCACAGCAAACUGAUGUUGCCAAUGUGGAAAAGGUAGUACAGACGUUCAUCCAAGUUUCUUCAGUGUACAGGGAUGAUGGUGCUGUGAAGGCAGCUGUGGAGGAAACUGUAGAUACCUUGAUGAGGAAGGCUUUUGAUAGUUCUUCAUUCCAGCAAGACGCAUUUAUCACCAGUUUGCUUGUGCAUAUGGGACUUCUUAAGAGCGAAGACAAAAUUAAAACCAUCCCACACUUGAACGGUCCUUUACUGACAUUAAAUCAUGUGGUGCAACAGAAUUAUUUCCCCAAGUCUCUGGUGCCUGUUCUUCUGGCUUUCAUCUCAAAGCCUAACCGUGCUCUGGAAUCAAAUCCCCAGGCCCGACACACUCUCCUGCAAACACUUCACAAACUGUAACCAUCUCCAGUUGCUCUGGAUCACCCGACACAAGCUCUGGUUUGCAAGAUGUGGAUGUGAUGUGAGAACUUAUCUUGGAGACUCCAGAACACACGUCUGGAGAACAAGCUCCUUCUGCUCUUAUCCCCAAGCCCCUUUUCCAGUAUUUUUGUUUACAUUUGUUGAACAUCCUUUUUCCUCUACAUGCUGACCUAGGUAUUUUGGUUUGAAUCUCGGGAAAAGCCCAAAAAAUAAUAA